CCCCAAACCACAGUUUUUUAAGGCCGCGCUGCCGGAAAGGACUAAUUCAUUCAUAAAAGAAAAAUGGCAGAGCAACCGCAACAGCUGGUGUUCAUCCCAUUCCCUAGCGUUGGCCACCUCGUGUCCAUGGUGGAGCUCGCCAAGCUUCUUGUCCACCGCCACUCCACCCUCGUCGUCUCCAUCCCCGUCAUCACCUCCCUCUCCACCGCCGCCGCCGUCACCCGCUACACCGACUCACUCGCUGCCCCCGACUCCGAUUUGAACCCCCGUGUCAAGCUACUCCACCUCGCUAACGACGACGACCCAUCAGCUCCAGCCGGCAGCGUUCUCGCUCUCAUCCAAUCUCAAAAGCCCCGAGUCACAGAAGCCGUCUCCGCCGAGCUCACUCGUUCCGGGGGUCGACUCGCCGGCUUCGUCCACGACAUUUUCUGCACCUCCAUGUUGGACGUGGCAGAGAGACUCGGCCUAAUUAAACAUAACCAAGAAGCUUUGAAAGAUUGCUGAGGCUGCCCUGGCUGAUUAUGUUGUCAAAAAUUUCCUAGCUGAAUUCAAGUGAAAAGACAUAUGCUCCAUAGAUUAAUUUAAGUACAUCACCAGAUGAUGCUUUGGCUUCCAAUUUGAGAGCCCAGUUUGUGGCACAUGAUUGACACCGAGACCAUCAUCUCAAAUGUAAGCAUUAUCAGAAAGCAGUUACAUUUGCAGAACUUUUAACGAAGUUGACAUUAAGAUAUGGAUGCUACAAGUCCAGGACCAGCAGAAAAAAGGAUGAACAACAUGACAUUCGAGUAGUUUCAAACCAACAUCAUGAACAUUAAGAACCAAACGUUGACUUAUGCAUAAAACCCAAAUUUUCUCACAUGAGUAGAGCUAGAAGUCAUUGAGGAUGUUCCGACCGCCUUUGAAAUUUCCACCUCGAGCCCAUUAUCACGAUCAUCACCUUCAUCAAGCAAUUCAAAUGUUACUAAAUAAACUGUAUUAGAUUAA
Molecule: messenger RNA, 984 nt
Organism: Linum trigynum
Lineage: Eukaryota; Viridiplantae; Streptophyta; Magnoliopsida; Malpighiales; Linaceae
Source: the annotation of a GenBank genome assembly